This is a messenger RNA of Dalotia coriaria, 1920 nucleotides long. Its product is annotated as cationic amino acid transporter 2. NCBI's taxonomy places the organism in Eukaryota, Metazoa, Arthropoda, Insecta, Coleoptera, Staphylinidae. Gene Ontology annotation, molecular function: L-lysine transmembrane transporter activity; L-ornithine transmembrane transporter activity; L-arginine transmembrane transporter activity. The transcript is spliced from 4 exons. The coding region runs from base 16 to 1842 and encodes 608 amino acids. Gene Ontology annotation, biological process: L-arginine import across plasma membrane; L-ornithine transmembrane transport. Gene Ontology annotation, cellular component: plasma membrane. The record is from RefSeq and is a predicted model, not a curated record.
UGCAAAGCCUUUUCUAUGCUCACAUAUUAUCGUUAUCUGAUAACAGUUUUCCGUUCUUGGACCACAUCAAUCAUGACGUACCUACGGUCGAUGUCAUGGCGAGAGUUUAAGUUCGCCAUGCGACGUAAAAAGUAUGUAGUUGCCGAGGAAAACAGCAAAUUGGCCAAGGUAUUAACGACCUUGGACUUGACAGCGCUCGGAAUUGGCUCCACCCUUGGUGUGGGCGUAUAUGUAUUAGCAGGUGAAGUUUCCAAAAAAUACGCUGGUCCCGCUGUGAUUUUAUCCUUCCUCAUCGCUGCCAUUGCAUCGGUGUUUUCCGGGCUUUGCUAUGCGGAGUUCGGGGCGCGUGUGCCCAAAGCCGGAAGUGCUUAUGUCUACAGUUAUGUCAGCGUCGGCGAAUUCAUAGCAUUCAUCAUUGGUUGGAAUCUUAUAUUGGAGUAUGUAAUUGGAUCUGCGAGUGUAGUAAAAGGUCUAUUCACCUACAUAGACUCUUUAUCGGAUGAAGUAAUGAGUAAAUGGUUCCGUGAAGUGAUGCCAAUGAACGUGGAUGUGAUAGCCCCGUAUCCUGAUUUUUUCAGUCUGGGUGUAACUGUCGUGUUUUCAAUAGCGCUGGCUUUCGGCGCUAAAGAAUCCUCGCGAGUGAAUAACGUCUUCACUGUAGUCAACCUUCUCGUUGUACUGUUUGUGAUCAUCAGUGGGUUAUUCCAUGUCGACGCAUCCAACUGGAAUCUUAGCAAAGAAGAAGUCAUGGAAGGGACCAACAACUCGACGGAAUAUGGCGAAGGUGGUUUCGCUCCGUAUGGUUUCAAUGGUAUUAUCAAAGGAGCAGCGACUUGUUUCUAUGGAUUCAUUGGUUUUGACUGUAUUGCAACUGCAGGUGAAGAGGCAAAAACGCCACAAAAAUCAAUCCCGAUUGCAAUUGUGGUGUCCUUGUUGAUUAUCUUCCUUGCAUACUUUGGAAUCUCGACUGUUUUGACCAUGAUUCUGCCGUAUUAUGCACAAGAUGAAAAGGCGCCGCUUCCACACAUGUACGAAGCAGUUGAUUGGGAGUGGGCACAAUACUUGGUAACAGCCGGUGCUGUCUGCGGAUUGUUUUCAUCUCUCUUGGGAGCUAUGUUUCCAUUGCCCCGUGUUAUCUACGCCAUGUCAUCGGAUGGCUUGCUCUUUGAAUUCCUCGGACGCAUUCACCCUCGUUUCAAGACGCCAUUCUACGGUACACUUAUCGCAGGAACCUUUACCGGUGUUCUCUCCUGUAUAUUUGAACUUAGUCAACUUUUCACGAUGAUGUCACUGGGUACUUUACUCGCUUACUCAAUGGUAGCUGGAUGCGUGCUUAUCCUCCGUUUUGACAACAAUAACAAUGAUCUUGAAGCUAAUUUUACUUAUGUGGAUAUGUUGAAACAAAUGUUUCGCCCCGGCAAGAAAACGGCGACCAAUCUGACCGCUAAAUUAGUAGCAAUGGAGGUAGUGUUGUAUGUAUGCACGUGCUUUGGUUUCGCCGCCAUUUUAAGUCAGUGUAAUCUGUCGGAGGAUGGUGCAUUGCCAAUUGUUGGAGUAGCUGUUUUCGGAAGUAUGGCGCUGGCACUAGUAAUUUCGAUAAGUCUACAGCCGAGAUCAGAAACAAAGCUGCCAUUUAUGGUGCCAUUGGUACCUUGGCUUCCGGCGCUGAGUAUCGCAAUUAAUACAUAUUUAAUGACAAUGUUGGAGGCACUAACAUGGGCGCAAUGUGGCGUAUGGUUGCUUAUUGGAUUGACGAUAUACUUUGCGUAUGGACUGUGGCACAGUGCGGAAAACUCACAGAGCGUUGAUGAUAAUCAACGGAAAGUGUCUGUGAAGCAGUGAAAGGACUUAUGAUUUUAUAUUUUAUAGCGUAAUAGUUAAGAAAUAUUUAUGAUUGAACCAAUAAACUAUUAAAAAUCA